AUGGUCCCCGAAAAUCUUACUGCCAUGACAGAAUUAAUUCUUGUGGGCUUCACAGAUCUCCCUGAACUCGUGGUUCCUCUCUUCCUGAUGUUUCUCAUUUUCUACAUCAUCACCCUUCUGGGGAAUGUGGGGAUGAUUGUGCUGAUCCAAGUGGAUGUCCAGCUCCACACACCCAUGUACUUCUUCCUGAGCCACCUUGCCCUGCUGGAUGCCUGCUAUGCCUCAGCCAUCACUCCUCAGAUCCUGGCCACAGUGGCCACAGGCAAGAAGGUCAUCUCCUAUGGCCAAUGUGCGACCCAGUUCUUUUUCUUCACCCUCUGUGCAGGCACAGAGUGUUUCCUGCUGGCAGUGAUGGCCUAUGACCGCUUGGUUGCCAUUAGCAACCCAUUGUGCUAUAACCUUGCUUUGACUCCAGGCACCUGCAGGAGAUUGUUGGCUGCAGCCUAUGUCUGUGGGGUGUCAGGGGCCAUCCUGCGUACCACAUGCACCUUCACCCUCUCCUUCUGUGACCACAAGCAGAUCAACUUCUUCUUCUGUGACCUCCCGCCCCUGCUGAAACUUGCCUGCAACAGCAUGACACAAAGUGCAACUGUCAUCCUCUUUUUUGCCAAGCUCAUGUUCCUGGCCAAUGUUAUGAUCAUCCUGGUCUCCUAUAUGCUCAUAAUCAGAGCCAUUCUGAGGGUGAAAUCUGCUGGUGGAUGAGCCAAGACCUUCUCCACCUGCACCUCCCACCUCACCACGGUCGUCCUCUUCUUCGGGACACUUGCCUUCAUGUACCAGAGAAGUCAAUCAGACCAGUCCCCAGAGGAGGACAAGGUCGUGUCUGUCUUUUUCACCGUGGUCAUCCCUAUGCUGAACCCCUUGAUCUACAGUCUGAGGAACAAAGACGUAAAGGCUGCAUUCAGAAAACUCAUUGAAGGCCUUGACUCCGGCCACAUGAACUAGAGGGAUAGAGGACAGAAAAAGAAGAAGGAUGAGAGAGGGAAGAAGAACCCGAAUCCAGGUUGACUGGUCCAUUUUUCAAGCACAACAUACCCAAAUAGGAGUCUUGAUCCUCCACCCCUAA
Messenger RNA from Suricata suricatta (meerkat), 1066 nucleotides. RefSeq names its product olfactory receptor 9I1-like. NCBI's taxonomy places the organism in Eukaryota, Metazoa, Chordata, Mammalia, Carnivora, Herpestidae. The record is from RefSeq and is a predicted model, not a curated record. The transcript is spliced from 2 exons. Gene Ontology annotation, molecular function: G protein-coupled receptor activity; odorant binding; olfactory receptor activity. Gene Ontology annotation, cellular component: membrane. Gene Ontology annotation, biological process: sensory perception of smell; G protein-coupled receptor signaling pathway.